Messenger RNA from Hyla sarda, 7026 nucleotides. RefSeq names its product growth regulating estrogen receptor binding 1 (gene GREB1). Gene Ontology annotation, biological process: multicellular organism development. NCBI's taxonomy places the organism in Eukaryota, Metazoa, Chordata, Amphibia, Anura, Hylidae. The record is from RefSeq and is a predicted model, not a curated record. The transcript is spliced from 34 exons. Bases 303 to 6074 code for a protein of 1923 amino acids.
AUGGUGUGUGAUGGAAAACAAUUGAUCUUUUUUGAUCAAACAAAUGUUAAAUGUGAACAUGUCCUGACACAAUGACACUGCUGGAGCUGUCCGUCUGCGGUUAUGACCUAUCAGUGCUAAGGACUGACAAGCUGUGUGUUCCAGUGGCUGUUCGAACAUGCUGGGAGUUGUAGUUUUGCAACAGCUGGAGGCAGACUUGUUGGCUCAAUGCCAAAAACACUACUUUCCCCCGAUACACCAACAUCACAGGUUCUUCAAGCAAAAUAUCUUCAUCACAGCUCAGCCCCACAUGAGGACAAGAAAUGAGAACAGGAUGUGAGAUGGGGAAUUCAUAUGCGGGACAGCUGAAGACAACGCGUUUCGAGGAAGUUCUGCACAAUUCCAUCGAGGCUUCUCUGAGGUCCAACAACUUGGUCCCAAGACCCAUUUUCUCCCAGCUCUACUUAGAAGCUGAACAGCAGUUGUCAUCCAUAGAAGGUGGUGUGGACAAUGACGAUGAUGAUGAAGACGAUGAUGUAUCUGGGUCAAGUAGUCCAACUCACUCGUAUCAGAACAAACCUCCACCUGAAGGCUGCUGCACCACUGAUGGUUUUUGUCAGGCCGGUAAGGACUUGAGAUUGGCGUCAAUUGCCUCUGAGCAGUUUGAAGUGCCCCCGGGAUUUUUAUUGGUUGGUGCAAAGUCUCCAAGUUUGCCAGAUCACGUCCUUGUAUGUGCGGUGGACAAGAGGUUUCUACCAGAUGACAAUGGACGCAAUGCACUACUAGGAUUUUCUGGCAAUUGCGUUGGAUGCGGAGAGAAAGGCUUCCGUUACUUUACAGAGUUUUCCAACCACAUUAACCUUAAGCUGACCACACAGCCCAAGAAACAGAAACACUUGAAGUAUUAUCUCAUCCGGAACGCACAAGGAUACUUAACAAAAGGCGCCCUUAUUUCCUGGAAGGGGACAGAAGUAAGAAGCCGCCAUUCUUCUUCUAGCUUGACAUCAACCACUGGGCUCACUCUGCUGGAUAGUUCUGUCGCCAUGAUAAAUAAGAUGAGUGAUCCCGCUAUACAUAUGACAAAUGGCGGUCCCCUGGCAGGAGAAAAUGGAUUUCCCCAAGUGCCGAAUGGAACGACUUAUCAAAAUAAUAAUGGCACAUAUACCCAGCAGUCUGCGAAGCUGAAUCCAUCUGUACAGACUAGACCAGCAGUAUUAGGAAAUGUUACCAACUCUGGCCCUCCCAAAAAACGACACAAAGGGUGGUCACCGGAGUCCCCCUCUUCCACAGAUCCCAGUUAUCCACAAAACAACUAUCACAAUGCCAGUAGCCAUGGAAAAGUUGAUGCCAUAGGUCAAGUAUGUGCGCCACAACCCACCCCUGGCAACCCCCUGUCUUCUGCCCUGGUGGCCUCAGGGGAAUCUGUAUCCAUCCCAGACAACCUCCUGAAGACGUGCAUGAUAACACCGGUCAUUUUUAAAGGCCAUGGUAACUUCCCUUACCUUUGUGGCAAUGUGAAUGAGGUCAUUGUCAGCCCUCUCUUGUUCAACUGCUACAAGAACUCCCAGUCCAUGCCGAAGACCUAUGAGCAAUAUGGCCACACCACCAUCCAGCCAAUCUCUGAGGAAAUGCAGCUACUGCUUACCGUCUAUUACCUCGUCCAACUCGCUCCAGACCAGAUGCCUCUCAUAGAAGAUCUAGAACAGAUUUUGAUGCGUUCCUGGAGGGAAACCCACCUUGCUGAGAUCCGCCAGUACCAGCAGAACAUAUCGCAGACCUUCCCGCACUUUCCGAACCAUGUGACCGCCGUGACUGCCUCCCAGUUGCCCUGGUUAGCGGGCUUGGCUGCCAGUUCCUGUAAUGAAAGUGUUAAGAUCAUUGAGUGCAGCUUCUCCUUGGCAGAGGGUCUCUCGGAAAUGUGUAAACUGCUGGUGGAGGGAAAACUGAGCAAGACCAACUAUGUGGUGAUAAUCUGCACAAUGCGACCCACCAGUAUAGACUCCUGCAUCGUGAUAACAGGAAAAUACCAGGCUCGCGCAUUGAUUGAAAGUAUGUACUCGCCAGCGGACUACCUAAAGGAAAUAAACUAUGAACUGACAAGUGGGAAGGCCGAGUCCCUACGAGCGUUCUUCAGCAGCUUCUGCCCAGAUGGAGACAUUGACGUCCUAUUGGAUAAAUACCAUCAGGAAAGCCACAGCCUCAUUUCUUCAACACCAAAGAAGACAACUGGGGAGACCAGGCCCGCUGCAUGCUCUAGCUAUAACAUAGAGUGGCACCAUCUGCGUCCCUCUCAGCUGGCGGUGGCCCAGAAGCUGUUGUCUCACGUGUGCUCUAUCGCAGACUCCAGCACCCAGAACCUUGACCUGGGAUCUUUCGAGAAAGUAGAUUUUCUUAUUUGUGUUCCUCCUUCUGAAGUCACUUACCAGCAAACCCUGUCUCAUGUCUGGAGUUCAGGUGUCCUGCUGGAACUGGGCUUAGAGAAGGAUCAGCUGACUAGACAGUCCUUGGAGCAAUAUGUCAUAAAAAUCGAUCCUGACGCCCCCAGGAAAUUCAAGUUGUUUCUUCAAAAAGCCAUGCAAAAUCCACACACGCUGUUCGUCCUGGUUCAUGACCACGCGCACUGGGAUCUUACCAGCAGCUCCUUAUACACUCCCCAUCCUCAGAAGGACACCUCCUUCGGACUGGUUGACCGGUUGUUGAACUGCAGGGAAUUGAGAGAUGCGCCCAAUAUAUUACAUCUGCAUGUGACAUCUUGCCCCUACGCCCUGCAAACCCAGAACACCCGUAUCAGCCCUUACAAUGAGAUCCAUUGGCCUUCAUCAUACAGCCAUGGGACGGAACUGUACCAUGAAAACAGGAAGUACUUUGGCCUAUCGCAGUACAUUGAAUCCACGCUGUCUGGGCACAGUCUGCCACUGCUGCGUCAUGACAGUUCCUUUGAAGCCAUUGUGUUGGCAUUAGGAAAAAGGUUUCCUAAGCUUCACAGUGCUGUGAUUCGGACAUUCCUUCUCGUACAGCACUACUCCUCAGCCAUGAUGGCCAUCUGUGGACUCUCCCAGAUGAAGAGCUAUACCUCAGUGGAAACCCUUGAGAUUAUUCAAAACCUCCUGAAUUCACCCAAACAGUGUGCCAGUGGGCAUGGGCUUAUGGUCCUCUUGAGGAUCCCUUGCAUUCAGUUGGCCACUUUGGCUUAUGAACGUCUCUGCCAUAUUAGAGAGCGACUGGGCUUACAAAACCGUUUUGAAGUCAUACUGGGGACGGCCAACUCAGCCAUAACUAUUGGGAAGCACUUUGUGGACCAGCUAAAGGUCUGGCAAAAGAAUGAGGAGAAAGACUGGCAGCCGCGGACGUACCUGGAGCUGGAAGGCCUUCCAUGCAUUCUGAUUUGCAGUGGAACAGAACCUCUUGGGGAAUCUUUGCCAAGGUCUUUACGAUACUGUGAUCUCCGUCUAGUACAAUUUCAUACUUGGGAAAGGACAGCAAUAGAACAAGAACUGGGAUUUGCAUCUUGCUUUCUUGAUUCAGAUGGAUCUCAGGACAGAGGGCUGGGCAGGGAUGUCCUGGACAGUGACCCAGAAAAACUAAGUAGCACCGACAAUGAGGAGGAGGAGAUGGGGAUGGAUGGUUCUAAUUCGGAGAAACGGAGCCCGGCUAAAAGGCAAAGAUCUCCGUCAGACGAUUCUGCCUCUUCAUCUCUAUCUUCAAAAGCUUCUGGGUCAGUUUCCAGCAGUGAAUCAUCAUAUACAGCAAUGGUGGAUGAUACCACGAAGCCAACACAACAGUUAAAGGUCUCUAACAGUGAUGACUGUGCCACAGAAAAACUGAAGUCACCAUCUGAUAACAACACGAAGAAACCAUCUGCAGUCACCUGCGAACAACCGGACAGUAACACUCACUCCACGAAGAACAAUUCCAGCUCAGCAUCAACACCAUCUUCAACAUCCUCUUCUUGUUUUCAUAGUGGAGCUGGCCUACAGAUCUCACAGUGCGCCAUGGCCAAGGCCUAUAAACAGCCGCCCGUGGUGUUCCUUCCUAAACUGGUGUAUGACAUCAUCACCUCCACAGACAGCAGCGGGCUCUCCAAGUCCUCAUCUUUUUUGCCCCACUGUGACGUCUCGUGGGCCAGUUCUUUCCGUCCCCUGUUAAGUAAGAUGAUGACUUGUACAGAGCAGUCAUUGUAUUACCGCCAAUGGACGACACCUAAAGCAAGUCAUAUGGACUACUGUAAUAUUAAUGAGGGAAGAAUGGAUACUUUCCACCCAAGAAGACUGCUGCUUAGUGGGCCACCACAGGUGGGGAAGAGCGGCGCCUACCUCCAGUUCCUGAGCGUCCUGUCCAGAAUGCUCAUCAGGCUGACGGAGGUGGAUGUGUAUGAUGAGGAGGAGAAAAAUAUCAGCCUAAAAUCCCAUCCUGAUCCACCUCUUCACCAGACACAGGACAUGUGGCCUAAUGUGGAUUUAGUUAAGAAGAUGGACUUCGAUUACGUUCUGCAUGACCCCAAAUAUGAAGACGCCAGUGUGAUUUGUCCUGAAUUUCAGAAUUUCAACAAGGAAGAUAAACCAACUCAUAGGAGACAUGAAGAUAUAUAUGUACGGCGCCCGACGACACGGAUGAGAUUAUCUAAAUAUGCCUCGUAUAACACCUACCACCACUGUGAGCAGUGCCACCAGUACAUGGGGUACAACCCCAGGUUUCAGAUGUACGAGUCGACAUUACAUGCUUUUGCUUUCUCCUAUUCCAUGUUGGGGGAGGAAAUCCAGCUUCACUUCAUCAUCCCUAAAUCCAAAGAGCAUCAUUUUGUCUUCAGCCAACCAGGGGGGCAGCUGGAAAGCAUGAGACUACCGCUUAUCACAGACAAGGGCACUGACAACGUGAAAAGUCCAAUGUUCACCCCGACGACAGGCCGCCAUGAGCACGGUCUUUUCAACCUCUACCAUGCCAUGGAUGGCAGCAGCCAUCUUCAUAUUCUAGUUGUCAAAGAGUACGAGAUGGCUAUCUAUAAGAAAUACUGGCCAAACCACAUCAUGUUGGUCCUGCCUAGUAUUUUCAAUAAUGCUGGAGUGGGAGCAGCGCAUUUUCUCAUAAAAGAGCUGUCAUAUCACAACCUGGAGCUGGAGCGGAACAGACAAGCCGAGCUGGGGGUCCCCCACCAAGACGUGUGGCCCUUCAUAGUCAUAGCUGAUGACUCUUGUGUCAUGUGGAACACGGUGGAUGUUAAAGUCACAGAAGAUCCAAGGGAUUUCUCGUGGCAUGAAAGAAACGUGUCCCUAAAACAUGUACUACAGCACAUGGAGGCCACGCAGAACGUUGUCCAGUAUGCUAUGCUUGGGACGCGCAAAUGGACAAGCAAGACGAAAGGUGUAGACGUGACAGAUCCCUUCUCGCGCUGUCACCUGCACGACUUUGUUCUCCUCAAUGUGGACCUGACACGGGAUGUCCAGUACAACCAGAACAGAUUCACGUGCCAUGAUAUCGACUUUAAUCUACGCGUGAACAGCUCCGGGCUGCUCAUCUGUCGCUUUAAUCGCUUCAGUCUCAUGAAGAAGCAAAUUGCAGUUGGAGGACAUCGCUCUCUGCAAAUUAAACCCAAAGUCCUUGAUUUAUCGCUGUCUGUUUCCUCGGCUCACUACAUCUGCGCUCCCGAUAGUAAACACACCAUUCUGGCCGCCCCCGCUCAACUACUCCUGGAGAAAUUCCUGCAGUUUCACAGUCACCGGUUCUUUCCUCUGUCAGUGAAUAACCACAGCCACCCAGUGCUUGUAGUCGAUUGUUACCUCAACCUAGGACCCCAGAUUUCAGUGUGCUGUGUCAGCUCUCGUCCGCACUCUGUUAACAUUAGCUGCCCCGACAUGACGUUCAGCGGGCUGCUGCUGCACCUCUGCGACUCUUUUGUUGUUGCCAGUUUCUUGAAGAAGUUUCAGUUCCUCAAAGAUGCCACCCUGUGUGUUGUGUGCCAGGACCGCAAUGCUCUCCGCCAGACAGUGGUCAGACUGGAGCUGGAGGACGAGUGGCAAUUCCGUCUACGAGAUGAGUUCCAAACAGCCAAUGCCAAGGAAGACAAACCCUUGUUCAUCUUGACUGGACGCCAUGUGUAAAAAAAAGAAAACCAGUGGCGUCCACUUACCUGCAGCCCUUACCUGGAUUCUCUGUAUAGAAAAGGACUAUUUCAUGUUUUGCACUGAAUUACAAUGUCAGUGCUGGUAAACAGCGAUACCUGACAUGGUAACAUGGACAAACACACCGGUUACAUUCCUAGAUUUAUUUAUAUGUAAUAUGUAUCUGUAUAUAUUUUAGGCACUGAAUAGACACUAAUGUUACUUUUUAAUUGAUGUUUCUUUGUUUUUUAUUACAAGGGGAAUGAAUAAUAUUCUUGGCUUUUUAUUACGUCGGAUGGCAGCAGGAGGAGCUGUACUUAAGGCAGGUCAGCUGAGAGCACAAUUCAUUGUCAGCAGGAGAAUUAUCUUUAGUGCAGAUAGUUUAUAUAGCGGUAGUAUAAAGUAGUAUUCAUUAAAGGGGUACUCCCGUGGAAAACAUUUUUUUUUAAUCAAUUGGUGCCAGAAACUUCUAUCAAAAAAUCUUAAUCCUUCCAGUACUUUUUAGGGGCUGUAUACUACAGAGGAAAUGCUUUCUUUUUUGGAUUUCUCUUCUGUCAUGACCACAGCGCUCUCUGCUGACCAUUUUAGGAACUGUCUAGAGCAUCAUAUGUUUGCUAUGGGGAUUUUGCUCCUGCUCUGGACAGUUCCUAAAAUGGACAGCAGAGGUCAGCAGAGAGCACUGUGGUCGUGACAGAAGAGAAAUCCAAUAAGAAAAGCAUUUAUACAGCCCCUAAAAAGUAUUGGAAGGAUUAAGAUUUUUUUAAUAGAAGUAAUUUACAAAUCUGUUUAACUUUCUGGCAGCAGGGAGUACCCCUUUAAAUAGUGAUGCCAACCGGGGCCUAGGCCUUGGGGCAACAGACUUAGGCUGGGUUCACAUCACGUUUUUCCAUACGGUUUUCAAUCUGUUUUUCUAAAGAAAACCGGAUGGCAAAAAAAUGGAUGGAACAAUAUG